This is a messenger RNA of Suillus paluster, 837 nucleotides long. RefSeq lists its product as uncharacterized. The record is from RefSeq and is a predicted model, not a curated record. Bases 1 to 837 code for a protein of 278 amino acids. The transcript has 3 exons. NCBI's taxonomy places the organism in Eukaryota, Fungi, Basidiomycota, Agaricomycetes, Boletales, Suillaceae. Gene Ontology annotation, molecular function: protein binding.
AUGAGCUGGAGGAGUCUUGACAGCACUCCAGACCUUUCUCGCCUUCCGCAGACAGUAGUGACAGUCCCGUAUCCAUCAUCAGAAGGCUUUGCCUCGCGUCCAACGAGCGCUCUCUCAGCUUCUCAGUUAUCGUUUAGCUCGCCUGUUUCCCGGUCUUCACGCUCGCCCUCAGCAUACACAAGACUUCCUGGACUGCUCGCCCAGUCAUCCGUGAUCCCAAGCCCAGGUCGAGUCUGUAAAAAGCAUUACCUCGUUCUUCACAAAGCUCAGCGCGAGUCGGAUGUGUUCCGCACUAUGUUUGUGUGCCCUCCGACACAAGACGGCCCUGAAGGACACAGUGAUGACAGGCCGAUCAUCUUGCCUGAAGUCACAGUCGCUGAGUUUGAGUGCUUGCUUAAAUUCCUCUACGAUGGGAACUUUACACCAUCUCCCUUCUCAACGGCGGAAGACUGGGUCAGACUGCUGUCGAUUGCAACCCGCUAUGGAAUGGAGCGGAUCCGUGCGAGAGCGUUGCAUGAACUGGAGUACCUCCCACCGCUUGAUCCCAUCCAGCGGGUUGUCCUGGCUCGGAAGCAUGAUGUGCGGGAGUGGCUGUUGCCCUCUUACGUAGCGCUAUGUUUAAGGCGGCAGCCUUUGAAUGUGCUCGAGGCCGUAGAACUCGGGCUGGAGACCAUGGUCCUGGUGGCAAUGGGCAGAGAGUCCGUGAGGGACCCUGGUACUCUGAAAGAUUUCGAAGACGCCAGGGAGUCAUUGACCUAUGAAGAGUUUAUGACGGAUGUCGUCGCUGACGUAUUUGGGAUGAGAGAUCUUGGAGGACUCAGGUGCUUGAACACGUAA